Molecule: messenger RNA, 4259 nt
Organism: Meriones unguiculatus (Mongolian gerbil)
Lineage: Eukaryota; Metazoa; Chordata; Mammalia; Rodentia; Muridae
Gene: Gtf3c3
Product: general transcription factor IIIC subunit 3
Exons: 18
Coding region: 105-2753 (882 amino acids)
Biological process (GO): transcription by RNA polymerase III
Cellular component (GO): transcription factor TFIIIC complex
Molecular function (GO): protein binding
Source: RefSeq, a predicted model, not a curated record
GGUUUCCGGGACGGACGCCGCGUCCGACUCUCCGUGGUGCCCUGUAGGGCCUGAGAGCGUUCGCCGGUUUCCCGGCCUGCUUUCGCCGCUUCGGCUCCGCAGACAUGUCGGGGUUCAGCCCGGAACUUAUCGACUACCUGGAAGGGAAAAUCUCCUUUGAAGAAUUCGAAAGGCGGAGAGAAGAGAGAAAAACCCGGGAGAAGAAAAGUGUUCAGGAAAAAGGAAAAUCAUCCCCUGAAGAAAACCCAGAUGAUUCUGAAGUUCCAUCGUCAUCAGGAAUUGACUCUGCCAAAUCCCAGAACAAAGAUGCCAAUGAAGGAGAAACAUCAGAUGGAGUGAGUAAGUCAGUUCACAAAGUCUUUGCUUCCAUGCUUGGAGAGACUGAAGAUGAUGAAGAGGAAGAAGAGGAGGAGGAGGAAGAGGAGACACCAGAGCAACCUACUGCAGGAGAUGUAUUUGUGUUGGAGAUGGUUCUCAACCGUGAAACCAAAAAAAUGAUGAAAGAGAAGAGGCCUCGGAGUAAACUUCCCAGAGCCCUGAGAGGCCUCAUGGGUGAAGCCAAUAUUCGAUUUGCUCGAGGAGAACAUGAAGAGGCCAGAUUGAUGUGCAUGGAAAUCAUAAGACAAGCUCCUUUGGCUUAUGAGCCAUUCUCUACACUUGCCAUGAUAUACGAGGACCAAGGUGACAUGGAGAAAUCGUUGCAGUUUGAGUUGAUUGCUGCACAUUUAAAUCCCAGUGACACAGAAGAAUGGGUUAGGCUGGCAGAAAUGUCUCUGGAACAAGAUAACAUUAAGCAGGCUAUUUUUUGCUAUACAAAAGCUCUUAAAUGUGAACCUACUAAUGUCCGUUACCUGUGGGAGAGAUCAAGCCUUUAUGAACAGAUGGGUGAUCACAAAAUGGCCAUGGAUGGCUAUAGGCGUAUUUUAAAUCUUUUGUCUCCAUCUGAUGGAGAACGUUUUAUGCAGCUGGCUAGAGAUAUGGCAAAGAGUUACUAUGAAGCCAAUGAUAGUACUUCAGCUAUCAACAUAAUUGAAGAAGCCUUCUCAAAACACCAAGGCUUAGUAUCCAUGGAAGAUGUUAACAUAGCAGCUGAAUUAUAUAUUUCCAACAAGCAGUAUGACAAAGCUUUGGAGGUAAUUACAGAUUUUUCUGGAAUUAUCCUGGAAAAGGAAACUUUGGAAGAAGGCACCUCAGAAGAGAAUAAAGCUGCUGAGACCGUGACCUGCUCUAUACCUGACAGUGUGCCAAUAGACAUCACGGUGAAGCUGAUGGUCUGCCUGGUGCAUCUCAACAUCCUUGAGCCACUCAAUCCUCUCUUGACAACACUGGUGGAACAGAAUCCUGAAGAUAUGGGUGACCUCUAUCUUGAUGUUGCUGAAGCUUUUCUGGAUGUGGGUGAAUACAAUUCUGCCCUACCCCUGCUCAGCGCACUGGUUUGCUCUGAGAGGUACAACCUUGCAGUGGUUUGGCUUCGGCAUGCAGAGUGUUUGAAGGCCUUGGGCUACAUGGAGCGCGCUGCUGAAAGCUACAGUAAAGUGGUCGAUCUGGCCCCACUCCACCUGGAUGCAAGAAUUUCGCUUUCCACCCUUCAGCAGCAGCUGGGCCGCCCUGAGAAAGCUCUGGAGGCUCUGGAGCCAAUGUAUGACCCCGACACCCUAGCCCAGGAUGCAAAUGCUGCGCAGCAGGAGCUGAAGUUACUGCUCCAUCGUUCUACCCUGUUGUCUUCACAAGGCAAGAUGUAUGGCUAUCUGGACACCUUACUAACCAUGCUGGCCAUGCUUUUGAAGGUUGCGAUGAAUAGAGCUCAAGUGUGUUUGAUAUCCAGUUCCAAAUCUGGAGAAAGGCAUCUCUACCUCAUUAAAGUGUCAAGAGAUAAAAUUUCAGACAACAAUGAGCAAGAAACAUCAAAUUAUGAUGCAAAAGCAAUAUUUGCUGUGCUCACAAGCGUCUUGGCAAAAGAUGACUGGUGGAACCUUCUCUUGAAGGCCAUAUACACCUUGAGUGAUUUAUCCCGAUUCCAAGAAGCUGAAUUGCUUGUAGAUUCUUCCCUGGAAUAUUAUUCAUUUUAUGACGACAGACAAAAACGCAAAGAGCUAGAAUACUUCGGUCUCUCUGCUGCAAUUCUGGACAAAAAUUUCAGAAAGGCAUAUGACUAUAUCAGGGUGAUGGUGAUGGAGAAUGUCAAUAAGCCCCAACUGUGGAAUAUUUUCAAUCAAGUUACCAUGCACUCCCAAGACGUAAGACAUCAUCGCUUCUGUCUCCGGCUGAUGCUGAAAAACCCAGAUAAUCAUGCUCUGUGCGUUUUAAAUGGACACAAUGCAUUUGUGUCUGGCAGUUUCAAGCAUGCCCUUGGGCAGUAUGUACAAGCCUUCCGUGCCUCUCCCAACGAGCCUCUCUACAACCUCUGCAUAGGCCUGACCUUUAUCCACAUGGCGUCUCAGAAGUAUGUGCUGAAGAGACAUGCUCUCACUGUGCAGGGCUUUUCCUUCCUUAAUCGCUACCUCAGCAUACGUGGGCCUUGCCAGGAGUCCUUCUAUAAUCUGGGCCGCGGCCUUCAUCAGCUGGGACUGACUCACCUUGCGAUCCACUAUUACCAGAAAGCUCUGGCGCUCCCUCCACUGGUGGGAGAGGGUAUCGAAGUUGACCAGUUAGACUUACGAAGAGAUAUUGCCUACAACAUGUCUCUCAUCUAUCAGAGCAGCGGCAACACUGCAAUGGCUCAAAAGCUGUUGUAUACCUAUUGUGUCAUAUAACAGUGUAACUGAGAAAGGCACUGCGAGGACCCGUGUUUUCUGUGAGACCUUGUAUUCUUGAUGAUGAAAAUGGUACUGCCAUCACUGCUAGCUGCCAUUACAGCCGCAGCUUUGAAGCAGGAGGUGUAGCUCAGCCAGACUGCCUGCCUGCUUCAUCUGCACAGGCCGCAGAUUCAAGCCACAAGCCUUUGGAACACCUAAAUACUGCUUUUGUCUCUGGACUGGAUGCAGAGUUACCAUUCCUAUGAGAAUGUACAUAUUAUCGUUAUUUUUCUUUAGCAUUCUACAGUAAAAUUAUCCCUAACACCGAAAUGGACACUAUUAGCUGCUGAGUCAGCUGCAGCUGGACAUACUAUUCUGCAGUAAUCAUGUCUGCUGGUCUGCUCUGUACCAGGUGUUUGACAGGUGCAGGUAACUCCGAAGACAGGGAGAUGUGGUUUGUCCUGAAGGCAUUACGGAGUACACUGCUGAGACGUCACCACUGAAUACAGUUACUUAUGUAAUCUGUUUUCUUGUGCUAUAGGUUGAACGUGGGGCCUUGUGCCGUGCCGUGCGAAGUGCUCUACCACUGAGCUACAUCCUUAGCCUACACAGUUCCUAAUGUACAGUAUGAACAUAUUUCUUUGAAAGGAACAUUUUCUGCCUUUCUAUAUAGCACCCUUUCUCAGAGCUAUUACUGUCCUAUAAGGAAGUGUCCAAAUACACAGCAAAUGAGGUUGGACUCUUACAGUAAUGUAAUUACUUACAGUCAGCACCUAACAGAAUUAAGAUGGUUUUAUUGUGGGAAGACAGUUGAUUCAUUUCACUUUCAUCUGUCAGUAUGUUAAUUUCAGGGUGUAAGCCCUGGAACCAGGCUUAAUUCAAAGCACAAUGCUUCAAUGCAAAACAGUUGAUACAUUUGGCUUCCUAGCUUAGAAAGGGGACACGCAUGUUCAGUAACACUCAUGUUUUCCAGUUCAGGUACUAAUGACCAGAGUACACAGACUGGGGAGGUCAGAUAUACAGAAUAAAGUAUUGAUAAUGCUUAAAGAUAUUUUACUUCAUUACAUCUUCUUGAAACUCAGAUAAAAAACAUUUGCUAGAUGUAUUGUUUCUUUAAUAGAGUUUUGUCUGUUUCUUUGAGACAGGGUUUCUCUGUGUAAUAGAGCCCUGGCUGUCAUGGACUCUUGUAGUCCAGGCUGGACUUGAACUCGCAGAGAUCCACCUUCCUCAGUGUCCCGAGUGCUGGGAUUAAAGGCUGUGCUACCUUGCCUGUUUCGAUAAGAGUUUUUUUCCUGGAAAAUAAAUGCUAUAAUGUUUGAUUGAUUCUAAGACCAAUCCAGUUGUGAAAGGAAACAAAUGUGAGACUGAGGAUCUAAUACAAUGGAGACUUUUGAGGCAUUCCUACCUCUCUUUGUACUCUAUACACAACUUUCCAACUGAGAAGCAGAAUUUGUAAGUAGUUAGUAAAUGCAUCUUGUAUUCUGUAUGUGCCUAUAUAAAAAUAAAUCCUAUUUUUAUAAUUGA